AUCCGUAUAAAUACGGAGUAUCUAUACGUGGCCGUAUACGAAGGCACUCCCUUUCCUCCCUAGAUUUAUGCUUCACGCCCCUCACAACUCAUCUUUCUCUAUCUUUAUUAUCUUUUUCUUUCUCUUUCUCUCUCUAAAGUUUCAGUUUUUGUCGGUGUUAAAAAACAGAUCUUGCAGCUUCCAUUUCCAUACUCUGUGCCUGAUUCAACUGAGGAGCUUUGUUUGUUGUUGUUCGUCUCCGUGGAGGGUUUAAAUUAUUGGGAAAGAGAGAAAAAAGAGAUUUUUAGGCUAAAUUGUGGGGGGUUUUGGAUCUGAAUUGGACAAUGCUAUUAUUUUUGUUGAGUCAAUUCAGGUGAUUUAUGGUAGUAAUAGUUGGAGGUUCAGUGCUUGAGGUUUCAGGGUUGAAAUUACAAUUGGAUUUGGAAGAGUGCAUGAGGGUUUUGGUUUGUUGUGUUCUAUGUUUGGUAAAGGAUUUGGGGAGAAGAAUAAGGUGGGAUUGUUCGUUUGUGAUCCGGAGCUGGGGUAGAUGGGGCAAAUGUGGCUAAUUUGUUCUGGAAUUUAAAGGGUUUUAUUUUUUUCUUCCUAUUAUUAUUGUUUCGGAUCAUACCUACCUGAUCUAAAUUACCGGCAAAUAAGGUUUUUUAAACAGUUUGGGUCAAAUUUUUUUAUUUUUGCUGAGAGAUUUGUAGCUUUGAGUUUUUUAUUUUCUUUAUUCUCGAGAAAAAGUAACCUUACCAAAAAAUUGAAAAAAAUGCAGCAGGAUCACCGUAAGAAGAAUUCAGCAGAGGUGGACUUCUUUUCAGAGUAUGGUGAUGCGAAUCGGUAUAAAAUUCAAGAAGUUAUUGGGAAAGGGAGUUAUGGGGUUGUUUGCUCAGCAAUUGAUACUCACACCGGUGAAAAAGUGGCAAUAAAGAAAAUACACGAUAUUUUUGAACAUAUUUCUGAUGCUGCUCGUAUUCUUCGGGAGAUAAAGCUUCUCAGACUUCUUAGACAUCCUGACAUUGUUGAAAUUAAACACAUUAUGUUGCCUCCUUCAAGAAGAGACUUUAAAGAUAUUUAUGUUGUUUUUGAGCUCAUGGAAUCGGAUCUUCAUCAAGUCAUCAAAGCAAAUGAUGACUUGACACGAGAACACUAUCAGUUUUUCCUUUACCAGCUACUUCGUGCAUUGAAGUACAUUCACACAGCGAAUGUCUACCAUCGAGAUUUGAAACCGAAGAAUAUACUUGCAAAUGCAAAUUGUAAGCUUAAAAUAUGUGAUUUCGGGUUAGCAAGAGUUGCAUUCAAUGAUACACCGACUACAAUAUUCUGGACGGACUAUGUUGCAACAAGAUGGUAUAGAGCUCCAGAGCUUUGUGGGUCGUUUUUCUCUAAGUACACACCUGCAAUUGACAUAUGGAGUAUAGGCUGCAUUUUCGCUGAAGUAUUAACUGGGAAGCCACUUUUCCCUGGUAAAAAUGUUGUACAUCAGUUAGAUUUGAUGACAGAUCUGCUUGGUACACCUUCACUAGAUACUAUAUCUCGGGUCCGAAAUGAAAAAGCAAGGAGAUACUUGACUACUAUGAGGAAAAAAUUGCCUGUUCAUUUUGCUCAGAAAUUUCCUAAUGCAGAUCCUUUAGCAUUGCGGCUAUUAGAAAGGUUACUUGCUUUUGAUCCGAAGGACCGACCAACUGCUGAAGAGGCAUUGGCUGAUCCCUAUUUCAAGGGACUUUCGAGGGUAGAGAGGGAACCUUCCUGCCAACCAAUUACAAAAAUGGAAUUUGAGUUUGAGAGGCGAAGGGUCACGAAAGAAGACAUACGGGAGCUAAUCUUUCGCGAGAUAUUAGAGUAUCAUCCUCAGUUGCUGAAAGACUACAUGAAUGGAACUGAGAGGACAAAUUUUCUCUACCCAAGUGCCGUUGAUCAAUUCAGAAAGCAGUUUGCACAUCUUGAAGAAAAUGGUGGUAAAAGUGGUCCAGUUAUCCCACUUGAGAGAAAGCACGUCUCUCUUCCAAGGUCUACAAUUGUACACUCAAACACUGUCCCUGCCAAGGACCAACACAACUAUACAUCGUCGAGAGAUCGUCAAAAUACAGAAGAGGCAUACAAGAAUUUAAAAGAUACAGAUACAGUUCAUGUGAAUGUAGCAAGGAACAUGCAGGGACCUCAAAGAAUUCCAUUGGCCAAACCAGGAAGAGUUGUUGGGCCAGUUGGAGCAUAUGAUAAUGUAAACAUUAUGAAAGAUUCUUAUGAUCCUAGAGCACUGAAUAGAAGCUCGGUCCUUCCUCCUCAGGCUGUCCCUCCGACUGCCUACUAUCGAAAACCUGUAAUAGGCCAUCAAGAGAGGUCUGCAACUGAAGCCUCCAGGGACAUGUCAUCACAGGUAAAACAAUCCGUUCAAUGUGGCAUGGCAGCCAAAUUAGCACCAGAGAUUGCCAUCAACAUCGACACCAACCCAUUUUUUAUGACACGGGCAGGAGUCAAUAAGGUGCAACAACAUAACGAUAGAGUCGCUAUUGAUUCCAACUUGUUACAGGGAAAAACUUCGUAUGGUGGUAUUAGUGCUGCUGCCGCCACCACCACUACUACCACCACCGCAACUGGAGCUCCCCAUCGGAAAGUUGCAACUGUUCAGACUGUUCAGUAUGGUAUGACAAGAAUGUAUUAGAAAGAAAAAAUGGAUUACGGGUAUUUUUAGCUAAAGGAGCAGGUUAUGAUGAGGCAUAGAGGCCCCCUAUGAAAGAAAAUAUCCAGCCCCUUUGUCAUUUUAUGUUACAAAGAAACAUUUCAUGAAAUAUUAUACGUUCUCUCUCUCUCUCUCACAGUACAUCUAUGAAAGGAAUGAGUAAAAAUUGUUCCAUAAAAGAUCUAUCCACGUCAUCCCAUAAGGAUAUAUCUUACUACAUAUGUAUGUAUAGGUGUAUAAAAAAGUUGACAUUAACUUUGCCUUCUCUUAUUGGUUUCUA
This is a messenger RNA of Cannabis sativa, 2942 nucleotides long. RefSeq names its product mitogen-activated protein kinase 20. The transcript is spliced from 10 exons. The record is from RefSeq and is a predicted model, not a curated record. Gene Ontology annotation, molecular function: MAP kinase activity; ATP binding. Lineage: Eukaryota; Viridiplantae; Streptophyta; Magnoliopsida; Rosales; Cannabaceae. Bases 752 to 2644 code for a protein of 630 amino acids. Gene Ontology annotation, cellular component: cytoplasm; nucleus. Gene Ontology annotation, biological process: intracellular signal transduction; protein phosphorylation.